AAUGGAGGAACGAGAGAACGUCUUUUCUCAGUGUUUUUCCCAGUCACAGAUGACCUUACCCAUUACGCCACCAGGUCUCGAGUCGAUUUAUUCAGCAUGCCGUCGUCUUUACCCAGACCAACCAAAUCCUCUUCAAGUGACAGCUUUAGUUAAAUACUGGCUUGGAGGGCCAGACCCCCUGGAUUACAUCAGCAUGUAUGCUAACCCUGGGGAUACUGACAGGGGCAUUCCUCCACACUGGCAUUACAUCAGCUUUGGUCUAUCAGAUCUUCAUGGAGAUGGACGAGUGCAUGACCCCCACUACAGAGGCUCGUCCGGUAACGAAGGACCAAGUGGGUUUGGGUUUGAGCUAACCUUCCGGCUCCGACGAGAACCCAAUGAGUCCAACCCUCCCACCUGGCCUGCAGCUCUGAUGCAAGCUCUUUCACGCUAUGUUUUUCAGUCUGAUAACACCUUAUGUAGUGGUGACCAUGUGUCGUGGCACGCCCCUUUGGAUGGCAGUGAGUCUCGUGUACAGCACAUGCUUAUGACAGAGGAUGCUCAGCUACAACCAGUCCUCUCUCCAUUUGGAACUGUCACUUUUGUACAGAUAGUAGGGGUGUGUGAGGAAGAACUGAAGGCAGCACAGCACUGGAAUGGACCCGGGGUCAUAGAGUUACUGCGCUCCACACCUGUUGCUGGUGGGCCCUGGUUGAUAACAGACAUGAGACGAGGCGAGACAAUAUUUGAGACAGAUCCAUCAUUACAGGAACGUGUAGACAGUGGAAUCGAGCAGGAAGGUUCUAACCUGAGCGGAGUGAGCAGUAGAUGUUCCUGGGAAGAGACUGGAGACUCUGACAAUCUGCACCCAGGCCUCCACGAGGAGGACAAGGAAAACAAGUUCAUUGACGGAGAUCGCAGAGGCAGCAAUGAAGUGGAAAGACCACUGAUAUCAGAAUACGAGUCUGAACAGAUUAAAGCUGCUCUUAAGAAAGGAUUAAAAAGUACAAAACCUCUCCCCCCUGUCAAGUCUGAAAGGAAAGACAGCUCUGACUCCUGUACCAUAGACCACAAUCAGAACACAUCAAGGAAAGAGUCAUUUGACAGUACAAUAUCUUCUGAGGGCCCAUCUGAGCUGAUGAGAACUCGCACAUUGGACACAGUUCAUUUGAAAUUCAACCUGGAGGCAGCCUCACUUCUUCCUUUAGCUCUCAAAGGCAGAUUGAAACAUGGCCGACACUUUACAUUUAAGAGUGUGUUGAAUGAUGUAGCAAUAACUCUGGUGUCCACUAGUGUGGUAGGCUCCAUAGCUGAUGAACACCACCCCUAUGCAGCACAUGGACCUUGGCUACAGGUGCUGCUGACGGAUGAUUUCCUGGAGGAGAUGAUGAUGGAGUUAGAUGAGCUGGCCAGUGUGGAUGAGAUAACCAGCCCCAAGAUGUACAGUUGGCCAUCCAAAAAACUUACAAUAACUGUCCUUCCUGAUGAGUUGUAACAUUGAGGGAUUAUCUAAUGUGAGGACCUCAUCUUCCACUGACCGUCCUGCUGUGGCCUGGCUCACCACUCUCAUCAGUCUCCAGGCGCUAUUAAAGUGUUAUAACAUGUAUCAGGUAUUGCAAAAACCAGACAAUGUACGACACACAGAGUUUGUGUCAACAUUUACUUGUGUCUUACCCAUAGCUUUAUCAUUGCACAGUUUUAGACUUGUUGCUUCCAGAGGAGGGUUUUUUUUUUUUUUGACAUUUGGUGUUGAAUCUAUCCGUGAAAAAGAAUUACAGUUGUAGUUUAUCUGUUAUUGUGUCUGUACCUUGAGCGUUUCAGAUGAUGUGAUUUGAAGUCUGAUGGAAGCAAUGAAGGAACAUAGCUUUAAACGUGGCAGUGACAUUAACAUGUGUUAGUUGUACAAGGUACAUUCUCAUUCCAGACGGGCUAGUGAGAUUGCACUAGAUUAUGCGCCACAAAAUUUUCCUACUUCCAAUUUCAUCUGCCAACUCUCUUAUCUGACCUGAUAUGACACACACCACACCAAACAUAAGCCAAGGGCUAAAUCACUGUUUACUUUGGAAAAAAAAAAAUUGGCUGAUGGCUUUUGUUAACAUUUCAUUUUAAGUGCAAACGGGCCUGGAAGUAGAUGGGUAGCAUGAGAACAAAAUUGCUCAAUCUUUGAAUGGUGAAUAAUAUUGUGUAAUUUCUGGAGUACUGAUCUGAUUCAUUAAAAAGGCUAUACCACAGACUUUUUUUGCCCCCCAAAAAAUCAAUCAGCACCAAUGAAGCUUUUCAUAUUAUUUUAGAAUAGCCCAAAUAAUUACCUUUCACAAAAGAUCAGCGUCGUUUGUGCUCGUGUUACUGUUUAAAAUUGGUGAUAAAAUUCCCAAAAGCCAGUCACAUUAUAACUUUUCAAACUUAAGAAUCAUACAGAAAAUUUGAUUUAUUUAGUGAAUAUUAAGGAUUUUUUCGCCAAACAUCUCCAGUUCAGCCUCUGUAAGUGGUCAGCAAAAUUCAGUACAGCAUUAAGGAAACAAGGCUGAAAGGACUUUUACAUGCUAUUAGAAUGCACUGUUUCAUGCUAUUAGAAUGCACU
Messenger RNA from Liolophura sinensis, 2560 nucleotides. Its product is annotated as suppressor of fused homolog. Lineage: Eukaryota; Metazoa; Mollusca; Polyplacophora; Chitonida; Chitonidae. Gene Ontology annotation, cellular component: cytoplasm; nucleus. Gene Ontology annotation, molecular function: transcription factor binding. The transcript has 12 exons. Bases 2 to 1474 code for a protein of 490 amino acids. The record is from RefSeq and is a predicted model, not a curated record.